Messenger RNA from Alnus glutinosa, 936 nucleotides. RefSeq names its product F-box/kelch-repeat protein At3g06240-like. The coding region runs from base 1 to 936 and encodes 311 amino acids. The record is from RefSeq and is a predicted model, not a curated record. The transcript is spliced from 2 exons. Lineage: Eukaryota; Viridiplantae; Streptophyta; Magnoliopsida; Fagales; Betulaceae.
AUGCAUCGCAAUCGCUCCAUCGAGAUCAACAGAGAACGUAUUCUCAUUUUGGAGAGAUAUAAGGGUGGUCGGACAAGGGAUUACUACUUGGUAAACUUUUCCGAUGAGGAUCGGUUCGGCAAACCGGUGGAGAUCUUCCCACCAUUCCACCAUCCAGAAAUAUUCACCAGCAUCAUAAACUGUUGCGACGUCUUGAAAAUACAAGACAUUACCUUUGAGCCGAUCAUAAUCGCUCUUGGUUUCCACGGUCUCCACAAGCAACCCACUUUUGCAUUCGGGUAUGACCCUGUCAACAACGAUUACAAGGCUGUAAGGAUUGUGGUGUUUGUGGGAUUGACAAAUGAAGUCGGCGAGGUUAAGGUAUAUAGUCUGAAAGCUCAUUCUUGGAGAAGAGUAGAAGACAGAAGGCCUUGCAAGAAUUCGCUUCUUUCUUUUGAGAUGGCUUUCUCUAACGGUGCUUUGCAUUGGUUGGUUGAUGUGUGGGUUGAUGAACGGUACCGAAGGAGGGUUAUUGCAUUCGAUCUCACCACCGAGAAAUUCCAAGACCAUACGCCUCCAAUUGAAUCAGAUUCGAAUUAUAUUGGCACUUUGGAGGUUUUGGGAGGAUCGCUCUGUGUUUCCACGGAUGCACGACUCAUUCAUGAUGAGCCACGACAAGCUGACAUUUGGAUGAUCAAGGAGUAUGGGGUGACGAGUAGUUGGAGUUGGCUUUAUACUAUUUUUGCUCUCCUUUACCGUAAGUCUGUAGUGUUUUCGAAGGAUGGCGAAGAGGUUUUGAUACAGCACGGCACGGUGGUAAAUGAACCUGUUUGGUAUGGCAUAAAAAAGAAGACACGCAGGAAUGUUGAGCUUGAUAAGCAUAUUCCCACUGACUCGCUAUCUUGGAUAGUGACUGUUGUGGGAAGCCUCGUUCUGCUGGAUGGUGAUAGUGUGUGA